This is a messenger RNA of Triticum dicoccoides, 2690 nucleotides long. RefSeq names its product G-type lectin S-receptor-like serine/threonine-protein kinase At2g19130. Gene Ontology annotation, molecular function: ATP binding; protein serine/threonine kinase activity. NCBI's taxonomy places the organism in Eukaryota, Viridiplantae, Streptophyta, Magnoliopsida, Poales, Poaceae. The transcript is spliced from 2 exons. The record is from RefSeq and is a predicted model, not a curated record. Bases 1 to 2487 code for a protein of 828 amino acids. Gene Ontology annotation, biological process: protein phosphorylation; recognition of pollen.
AUGCCGAACCCGAUCAUCGUCGUCGCCUACGGCCUCCUCCUACUCCUCCCCCUGCGCAAUCCCACCUGCCGUGCCGCGACGGACACCAUCUCAGCUGGGCAGGUACUCGCCGGCAAGGACACGCUCGUCUCCAGCAACGGCAAGUUCGCGCUGGGCUUCUUUAGACCGAACAGUAAGUCCUCGCACCAUGCCUCCAACUGGUACCUGGGCGUAUGGUUCAACACAGUCCCAAAGUUCACUCCGGCGUGGGUGGCCAACGGAGAUAAGCCCGUCGCUGGCACCACUUCGCCGGAGCUCGCAAUCUCCGGCGACGGAAACCUGGUCAUCAUAGACCAGAGCACCAAGUCCAUCAUCUGGUCUACCCAAGCCAACACCACAGCAAACAGCACCAGAGCCAUGCUACUGAAAACCGGUAACCUCGUCCUGCAAAGCACCUCAAACUCUUCCCAUAUCUUGUGGCAAAGCUUUGAUUACCCAACGGAUACUCAUCUCGCCGGCGCAAAGCUUGGUCGAGACAAGGUCACCGGACUGAACCACCGUCUUGUUUCCAGAAAGAACUCGAUAGAUCCUGCUCCUGGUAUGUAUGUUUAUGAGUUGCAUGAGAAGAACGGUUCUGCCCGGUUCAGUCUUGCAGUACUGAACUCGUCCAGACCAUACUGGUCCAGCGGAGAAUGGAACGGGCACUACUUUGGUUCUAUACCAGAGAUGUCAGGUCGCCAGCUGAUUGAUUUUACAUUCGUCAACAAUGAACAAGAGGUGUACUUCACAUAUACCUUGCUGGAUGACGCGACCAUCAUGCGUUUUGCGCUAAAUAACUCUGGUCAGGUCAAGAUACUCUUGUGGGUUGAGCGUGCACAGGACUGGGUACCAGCCUACACCAGCCCCAACGACCAUUGUGAUGUGUAUGGCAUCUGUGGGCCUUUCACAAUCUGCGAAGAGGACAAGCUUCCUUACUGCAGCUGUAUGGAGGGCUUCUCCAUAAGAUCGCCUGAUGACUGGGAGCUAGAAGAUCGAACAGGCGGCUGCAUGAGAAAUACUCCAUUAGAUUGCAGAAUCAACAACACCACAAGUAUGCAGGACAGGUUCUACUCCCUGCCAUGUGUCGGUUUGCCCGACAAUGGCCACAAGAUAGGAGAUGCUACAAAUGUAGAUGGAUGUGCACAAGUUUGUCUGCGCAACUGCAAUUGCACUGCAUAUUCCUAUGGUUACAACGGAUGUUUUGUUUGGGAUGAUGAAUUAACCAAUGUGAAACAGCAACGAUGUGGUGAUAUUGGUAACAAUAACCAAGCUACUCUUUACCUCCGCCUUGCCAACAAAGAGGUGAAAAGGUUGGGAAGGAACAGGCGACGGAUAAUAAUUGGCAGUGCCAUUGGUGCAAGUGUUGCUCUAUUUGGUUUGUUGUCACUCUUCAUUCUACUGAUGACUAGGAGGAUGUGUGCUCACAGGAUGAAAAACCUUCAAGGUGAUGGUGGCAUUAUCAUGUUCAGGUAUGCUGAUUUGCAACGUGCAACAAAAAACUUCUCUGAGAAGCUAGGGACAGGUGGUUUUGGUUCUGUAUUCAAGGGGGUUCUAAAUGACUCGUCUGCAAUAGCAGUUAAAAGGCUUGAUGGUGCUCGUCAAGGCGAGAAGCAAUUCAGAGCUGAAGUGAGAUCAGUUGGGACCAUUCAGCAUAUCAAUUUAGUUAAACUAAUUGGUUUCUGUACCGAGGGUGAUAGGAGGCUGAUUGUCUAUGAACACAUGCAAAAUCGUUCUCUUGAUGCCCAUUUAUUUCACAGUAAUGCUACAGGCUUAAAAUGGAGCGUCAGGUAUCAAAUUGCUCUCGGAGUUGCUAGAGGACUGGUCUACUUGCAUGAUAGUUGCAGGGAUUGUAUUAUACAUUGUGAUAUUAAGCCAGAGAACAUACUCCUCGAUGCAUCAUUUGCUCCAAAGAUCGCAGACUUUGGGAUGGCAAAGUUUCUAGGAAGGGACUUUAGUCGAGUUCUCACUACAAUGAGAGGAACUAUAGGAUAUCUUGCACCUGAAUGGCUUAGUGGAACUCUUAUUACAGCAAAAGUUGAUGUAUACAGCUAUGGCAUGGUUCUGUUGGAAAUUGUAUCAGGAAAGAGGAACUCAGGUACACAGUGUACAACCGAUGACGAUGAUGUCUAUUUCCCUGUGCAAGUCGUAAAUAAACUACUGCAGGGGGAUGCGGGAAGUUUGAUGGACAGCAAUCUGCACGAUGAUGUCCAUUUGGACCAAGUGGAAAGAGCUUUGAAGGUUGCGUGUUGGUGUAUUCAAGAUCAUGAGUUUGAUCGACCCAUAAUGGGUGAAGUAGUUCAAUAUCUUGAAGGUUUUCUUGAAGUCAACAUACCCCCAAUGCCAAGACUACUUGAAGCUAUUGCAGGGAAUGCACACUCGAAAUCCGAUUGGUACCUGGACCAAGCUUCACAAGAGGGGGGACUGAAAGAUGAUGGAGGCAGUGCGCCACACCAGGCAGCUCACCCAUGACAUGAACAUAGGUUGCUGCAGUCAUGGAGCAGAGUUUCCCUUCAGUGAUUGUCUAAAUCAUGAAAUACCAGUGGCGCUAUUAGCAUUUCUGAAACUAAAUUAACUGAGAUAAGGUAUACUGUGUUUUUCAGGAUAUAUUGUUGUAUUGCAUGGCAAUCAUUUGUACUCUCAUCAAAGGUCGCUGACACUCUUUAAGAUUGGAG